Penicillium canariense is the source of this 426-nucleotide messenger RNA. RefSeq lists its product as uncharacterized. The transcript is spliced from 2 exons. The record is from RefSeq and is a predicted model, not a curated record. NCBI's taxonomy places the organism in Eukaryota, Fungi, Ascomycota, Eurotiomycetes, Eurotiales, Aspergillaceae. The coding region runs from base 1 to 426 and encodes 141 amino acids.
AUGGACAGCUUGUACAGCUUGUACAGCACAGCCAGGGCCAAAGGGUGUUACGAAGACCCCUCGCCCAGCCGCUACGUCGUCCAAUGGCAUCGGCCGCCACGCCGCGCCGCCGAGUUUACGGUGCGCAUAUUGGGGUCGCGUCGUGGCGCACCGACUCCGGCGAGCAACCAGGUCGACCAGAUCGAUCCAAAUUCAAGUGGCGUUGCGGGCUUGGGAAAUGACUUCAUUGUUCGACUCCACGGCCCCGCCUCGGAAAACAAGGCACCGAGAACCCACCACCAGCAAGAAGAUCGGUUUCGGAGGUCGCUUCUCCGACGGUUCACCGGUGCAUUUGGCCCGGCUCGGUAUCUACGCGGUGCCAGCGAGGAAACAGCAAAUCUUCUCUCGAUCUUCUGGCUUGAUCUGACUCGAAUUGACUGGAAUUGA